AAAGAACUUUUUCAAAGGUUCGGAAAGCACAAUGUGGAUUACUACUAUGCUGAGAUCAUGCAACAUUCACAUCUUAAAUCUCACAAGUGUGGUCUCAACCAAUGGAAUGCUUUUAAUGGUGAAAGCAAGCAGAAAGUUGGCGCCUUCAUGGCUGAACUUUCUACCCAGUGGAAAGGCAUGACCAUGGAGGAGCAGGAACUAGCUAUGGACGACUUAAUGCUCAAGAUUGGUGAACAGCAUGAAGUGAAGGAGCUCGCAGUCCACAAUGUCCCAUUACACACCUUUCACGACAGUAGAAAGACCUUAGAGUCCAUGGAUUGUGAGUUAGAGGCCCUGCACACAUGCACGGGGAUGGAAAUUCUUCUGUUCGCUGUCCAUUCUGAUGUCGACCAUUAUAAUCGGCCUCACGUCUUUCAAACUGACUGCGCUGUGUCUUUCUUCAAUGCUUGCUUUGGAAGUAUGGCAAAGACUCACAUACAGGAGGUCCUCAAGUGGAAGAAGAAGACCAGCGAGCUCAUUUUAACAAAAAUCUCAGCCACUCCGCUGAAGAUUUCACAGAUGUACUAUGUCAAUUUUGACAACAACAUCACCUCCAAGUACCAUGUUGUCUGCAAGAACUGGCCACUCUCCAAAUUUUGUUGCCCCGGGGAUAUUAGCUCUCUCAAUGAGCUUCGUGUUCUCUUUCAUGCCUUUAUGAUGAAUGCAACUAAAUUCCAGAGGCUUUCAGAUAUGGAGUUUCAGCAGUGGAUGGAGCAGCACUUCCAGCAAGCAUUGGCACAGUCUAGUAGGAACCCGAGCGACACCAGUGGUGAUGACGCAAACUCCAACAACAUGCACUCCAACAACAUGCACUCCAACAACGCGCACUCCAACAAUGCGCACUCCAACAAUGCGCACUCCAACAGCGCCAACUCCAACAAUGUGAACUCCAAUGAGGCAUACCCUGAUGCAACAGUGACCAAGGCAAGCAGGACAGAAGAUCACAACAGAAGGAAACGCAAGACUCCCCCAAGCAUGCAAUUCAUCAACUCCAUGUCCACCUCUGGUGGAAUUGCUAUGACAGUCUUGAAGAAGCCUUGUGCAACCAGGAAGGACAAAGGUGUCCCUUGA
Suillus paluster is the source of this 1110-nucleotide messenger RNA. RefSeq lists its product as uncharacterized. The record is from RefSeq and is a predicted model, not a curated record. The annotation marks the transcript as partial. The transcript is spliced from 5 exons. NCBI's taxonomy places the organism in Eukaryota, Fungi, Basidiomycota, Agaricomycetes, Boletales, Suillaceae.